This is a messenger RNA of Vicia villosa (hairy vetch), 2307 nucleotides long. RefSeq names its product metacaspase-3-like. The record is from RefSeq and is a predicted model, not a curated record. NCBI's taxonomy places the organism in Eukaryota, Viridiplantae, Streptophyta, Magnoliopsida, Fabales, Fabaceae. Bases 911 to 2065 code for a protein of 384 amino acids. Gene Ontology annotation, biological process: proteolysis. Gene Ontology annotation, molecular function: cysteine-type endopeptidase activity. The transcript is spliced from 5 exons.
UACAAUGUAACAUGACAGCAAUCAAGUUAAUUCAAUCAAUACAUUCUUGCAGAGGAGUUUGGACACUUCUUAUCAUAGAUGUGUCUCAUGUCUGAUGCGACACUAACAUGCAUGAUUAUAUUUAGUUAAUUCAUUUUGUAAAAUCACUAUAUGUGUCCGUGUCUCUACGGUGGUGUGUGAUCAUAGUUGUAUUCACAUUAUUGGCUGAUUUUGAUGAACCUAAAUAGAUAGGUUUUUGGUGGGAAGGGAAUGAAUGGUGUUUUGACUUAUCUUUUGACAAAAACAACUAGAGAAUAUCCAGCAGGAAUUACUUAUAGGGGUCAACUAGCAAAGAUGCAUGAGAAAAUUAAAAAGAUUAACAGAAGCAAACCAUGCAAUAACAGCAUCUUGCAUCAUAUCUUCACAGUAAAAUUAUGGCACAGGUUGGAUUCCAUCACUACCUAUUUAUUUCCAUGUUUAUUUAUUAAUGUUUUCUUUACCUUGUGCUCUAAUGAUUAUACUUUCUUUGAACUCAUAUAAAUAAGUAAGAAUAACUUCAUGCAUAUUGCAGGAUCCUCUUUUACCAUCACCUGAGAAAUUUGAUGUUUCUUUCUACAACAAUAUUCACAUUGUGAUCAUGAGGAUACAGGUUAUAGAUUUGCAAUUUGCAAGGUCAUGCAUAUCUUUGGUUUUUACACCUUUUUUUCUUCACAAUAAUUGUCUAUUGACAGAAAAACAAAUAAGUCAAGAUAUUCACUCUCCACUAGCUAAAGUCAGAAUCAUAUUCUUCUUCAUCUGACUCACCAACAAAAAUAGAGUUAGCUGAAGUUUAUGUACACGUUUUGUAAACUGUUUCUUAUCAAUCCAUUCAUAGCUUCAUAUCGCCUCUACCAUUCUUCAUAUCUUCAAACAAGAAAACCAAAAUAUUACAAUGGCAAGUAAGCAACAAAGAUGUAACCAUUGUGGAAUACUACUAUUUAUUCCACAAGAAGUUCAAGCCUUUAAGUGUUCAAUGUGCAAUGGCAUCACACAUGUUCAAUCCCCAGGUCCAAUGAAUCAAGCCUAUAACUCUCUUAAUCAUAUUGCAGGUCUUUUUAGAGGCUUCAUGAAUACUAUAACAACUAGUUCAGCAAUCAACAGCAAUUCAGGUAAUUAUGGAACAAAUCAGUUUGGGUAUUAUCCUCGGCCUCAGCCACAAAGGCCUUUGAAUCCUCCUUCCCCAUAUGGUUCAAAAAGGGCAGUUUUGUGUGGAAUCUGCUAUCAUGGAAGGAGUUACAGGCUUAAGGGCUCCAUCAAUGAUGUGAAGUGUAUGAAAUAUUUUCUGAUCAAGGAGUUUGGGUUUCCAAGUGAUUCCAUUUUCAUGCUCACAGAUGAUAAGGAGGAGAGAAAUCCACUGAAAAUCCCAACAAAAUAUAACAUUCAAAUGGCUUUAAGGUGGCUGAUUGAGGGUAGCAAAUCAGGAGAUUCACUGGUGUUCCAUUACUCAGGACAUGGCACACAGGAAGUGAACAUGAAUGAAAUUGAUCAUAGCUAUAAGUAUAAUAAUGCAAUUAGUCCUGUUGAUCAUGAGCUCAAGGGGAAGAUACUGAAUGAUGAGAUUAAUGCAACAAUUGUUAGGCCACUACCAUUUGGUGCUAAACUUCAUGCCAUUAUGGAUGCAUGUCACAGUGGGAAUGUUCUUGAUUUAUCAUUUGUGUGCAAGAUGAACAGGGAAGGGUAUUAUACAUGGGAGAAUCAUACGAGUUCAAGAAAUUAUAAAGACACAAAAGGAGGGGUAGCAAUUUGUAUUUCAGCUUGUGAAGAUGGUCAAGUCUCUGUAGAUACCUCUGCCUUGAGUGGCAAAGAAGUUACAGGUGCUUUGACUUAUAGUUUCAUACAAACAGUGCAAAAUGAACCUGGGUUGACUUAUGGUCAAUUGCUUAGUACCAUGCGUUCUACCAUUCAUGGGACAAAAACAGGCAUAGUUACACUAAAUGGACCAAUUGCUUCACUCUUAAAUAGACUUCUUGGCCUACGCAUCAAACAGGAGGCACAAUUAUCAUCCUCGGAGUUGUUUGACAUGUAUAAGAAGCAGUUUAUACUAUGAUAUGGUAUAUUCUUAUCACAACAUAAUGAAACAUUGGAGAUUCUUGAAUGCCACUUUAGGUUGUAACAUCUCUUGAUAAUGUUGUAUGUUUCUCUCUAUAAUUUGUAUUUGAUUAUCAAUUCUAUAUUUCAAGCAUAAUCCGUUGCUGUCAAGUAAAAUUGGAAAAUGGUACAGAUAUUCCAAUUCCAAUUCUAGAAAAAUGUUAUCUGUUGUAACAAAUUCUUAGACUUACUAUAUGCAAC